This is a messenger RNA of Liolophura sinensis, 1632 nucleotides long. RefSeq names its product transmembrane protease serine 9-like. The record is from RefSeq and is a predicted model, not a curated record. NCBI's taxonomy places the organism in Eukaryota, Metazoa, Mollusca, Polyplacophora, Chitonida, Chitonidae. Gene Ontology annotation, molecular function: serine-type endopeptidase activity. Gene Ontology annotation, biological process: proteolysis. The transcript is spliced from 11 exons. Bases 1 to 1617 code for a protein of 538 amino acids.
AUGAAGGAGGCGCUUUGGGUCGCAAUCAUAUGCGCAACUGCUACGCUAGGGGGCCUGAGCUCAGUGUGCAACCAGUGGUUUAAAGGCCAAUGUGUGCCGUCCAUCGCACACUGUCAGCCAGGUAGCCGUGUGCGUGUGUUCGUGUGCCAGAGUCUGCUGCGCGUGUGCUGCACACCUCAAAAAGUGGCACACACUGUUGCCAUGACAACGUCUAUUCGACCUGGAACAGAGACUGGGGCGACUACACCCAAUCCCGAGAUGCCCACAGAAAAGCGUGAGUGUGGACAGAGCCAGUUUGAGAGAAAGGACAUUUUCCGCGUGGUAGGGGGCCAAGAGAGCAGCCGGGGGAGUGGCCCUGGCAGGGUGUCGAGCUUGGGCCCGGUGCAAGUUGUCCUCGGCGAUCAUGACAGAGGGCGUCGGGAAGGUACCGAAGCCUCCCGCCGCCCGAGUCGGGUAAUAGUUCACGCCGGCUUCCCGUCACAAGCUCCCGUACACGAUAUCGCCCUAAUCAAGCUGGACCGACCUGUGAACGUCACGGACUACAUCAGGCCCGUGUGCCUACCGGAUAGUUCGGCAGAGUUUGACCGACAGACGUGUGUGGUGACAGGGUGGGGCGUCACCAGGCAAGGUGGUCGGACGGUAUCCACUCUACAAGAAGCGGCUGUUCCCAUCCUGUCACGUAAUCAGUGUUCAGCCCUGUACGGAUUCAAGGUGGAUCAAGCAGCCAAUCUGUGUGCCGGAUAUUUAAACGGGCGUGUUGAUGCCUGUCAGGGCGACUCAGGGGGCCCUCUAGUGUGCAAGAACAACAACUCAUGGGAGAUCGCUGGAGUGGUGUCGUGGGGGGAUGGAUGUGGAGAGCGAUACAAGCCUGGGGUUUACACCAGGGUCACUGCUUACACAGGGUGGAUUGAGAAGAGCAUCUAUGUGAAGGUCUGGUUUAAGAAGGAUGGACGCUUGGUCUGUGGGGGGAGCCUGAUAAGUCGUCAGUGGGUUUUGACCGCUGCCCACUGUCUGGAUGGGAUUCGGACUUUGAAAGGCCUAACGAUGAUUCUUGGGGAUUUCCGCACCGGAUUCGCCGAUGGUAGUGAGGUGGCGCAGGGAUUCGCACGUGUCGUGUUACAUGGAGGAUACAACUCACGGACUAUAGCCAAUGACAUCGCGAUGAUAAAGCUGCAAGUACCGAUAAAAAGUACAGACUACAUCCGACCUGUUUGCCUACCCGCGAAGACCGCCAUGUUUGAAGGGAGGGAGUGCGUUGUUACUGGCUGGGGUACUACUAGUCAAGGCGGAGGAAUAUCCGGGACAUUGAGGGAGGUGACGGUGCCUAUCCAACAGAAGUCAACAUGCAACAAACUCAUUGGCCCUGUGUUUAAUCCGAAAAAGAACUUGUGUGCCGGCAAACUGAAGGGAGGAAAGGACGCAUGUCAGGGAGACUCUGGCGGACCGUUGGUGUGUAGGGGAAGCGACUCGUGGAAACUUGCGGGUAUUGUGUCAUGGGGGUAUGGAUGCGCCAGGCCAGGUCGGCCGGGAGUUUAUACUAAGGUUAGCGCUUACCUCCCUUGGAUACAGCAGGUCAUGAUGAGAGACCGGGUAAAGACGAUAGCCAACUUCACAUAAUGACAGUUCCUUGGU